UUUCAGUAGUAAAGUAAGCCAGCCAUGGAUUUGAUCUCUGGAGAUGCCAUGGAAUUCAUCUCUGGGGAUGAGCAGCUGUUUUCCCCAUUCUUUCUCCCCAAUCUCCAAACACAAGAUGGCAUCCCCACCGAUCUUGAUGCACCCCCUGCACCCGAAAGUGCUGCGGCCAAUCCGCCGGGACAUCCGGCCCCGGCUGGUGGAUGCCGAAAAAUUCCCCGCGGGGAAGUUGAGAGGCAGCGGCGCAGCGAAAUGGCUGCCCUCUGCGUUUCUCUUAGAUCACUCCUUCCCAUUGAGUAUCUCAGGGGGAAGCGGUCGACAUCGGACCAGAUGAACCAGGCAGCAAGCUACAUUACCCACCUGCAGAAGAAGAUCGAGGAGCUGGUCGAAGUGAGGGACAAUCUGAAAAGGGCUUGCAAGUGCGGGUUUAAAAUGUCGCCCGACCCUGGCCGCGGUGUCAUGGAGCAGUUAGAGGUGAGGGAGUGCGGAGAAGGGGUGGAGGUGGUGAUGGGAGGGCCGAGGGGUGCAGCCUGCGCGUCUCGUGUGGUGGGUGCGAUUGAAGAGGAAUCGAUGGGGUUGGAGGUGGUGUCUUAUGUGUAUACGACGACCGGGGAUCGGUCAUUCGACGUUGUGAAGUCGAGGAGGAGUGCCAGAGGUGGUGGUGCAACGGCUGAUAUCAGAAAGAUCAAAAGGCAGUUGGUGCAGGCCCUUCAGCCCCACCAUUGAUCUCUCUCUCUCAAACCUCUUUGUCGCUUAAGAGUGAGGGCAAAGGAUAGAAACCAAACCUGGGCUUGUGAAUGCAUACUGCUCUACAAUCUCUUUCUCCAGUGUUACUACAAUCUUUGCUCAAAUUUUACCUUUGGAAUGUAUGCACUAAAAAAAAAACAUUACUAGAUUCUAUUGUUAAGACAUUGUAUUUUUUACUUAGGCUGUCCUUUUUGUAGAGGGUCAAUUAGACUAUUUUGCCCCUUUGUUAAAAAUAAAAUAAAUUCCUAGUC
Amborella trichopoda is the source of this 995-nucleotide messenger RNA. RefSeq names its product transcription factor bHLH118. The record is from RefSeq and is a predicted model, not a curated record. Gene Ontology annotation, biological process: regulation of transcription by RNA polymerase II. Gene Ontology annotation, molecular function: protein dimerization activity; DNA-binding transcription factor activity, RNA polymerase II-specific; RNA polymerase II transcription regulatory region sequence-specific DNA binding. Gene Ontology annotation, cellular component: RNA polymerase II transcription regulator complex. NCBI's taxonomy places the organism in Eukaryota, Viridiplantae, Streptophyta, Magnoliopsida, Amborellales, Amborellaceae.